AUGGCCGCCUCGAUAAACCCAAGAGCCGUGUUCACCGGGGGCAACCGCGGGGGCCGGGAGGGGGGCGAGGGCGGCAAGCCCCCGGACGCUGCGCAAAUUCGCCGCCGGGAGCAGGAGAAGGAGCAGAGGCGCGUGGCCGCCCAGCGGGUCGUGCGGAGCGCCGCCGGGGUCAGCCGCGCGGAGGCGCUUCGCAUCGGCCUGGACCAGCGCAGCACGUACACCGUCCUCGACUUUCUCCGCUCGGAGGACAUAUUGGGCCCCGCCACCUCCGCCGACGCCGCUCCCGUGAAGCAUCAGGGGCCCAGCAUGCCCCUCAACGCCGGCCACCGGAUCGCGGACAUGCCCCCGGCGUUCGUGAACGAGGACGCGCUCGCCGAGGCGUUCGGCCUGCCCGCGCGGGGCGCGGGGGGGGUCGACGGCGACGAGGAUCGCGAUAACCUCUCCAAACUCGCCGCGAGGAUGGACUCGUUCGCGCAGCGCGCGCUGCUGUACAACAAGCCCAGCAAGGCACCCGGCCGCGCGCCGCGGGUGCUCUCCUCCCUUCUCGUGGACGACGCCAUGUACGUCCAGAGGUUCGCCACGCAGGACGAGCGCGGCGAGGAGGCGACGCUCACGCUUCGAAUGACCCUCGAGGAGCGGCUGGCGCCGAAUUACAAAUCCGCCACCGUGUUCGAGCAGUGGGUGGUCCACAGCGUCACGGGCGAACCCGCGGAGGACGCGCACCUCCCGUCCGAACCCCACGCCCGCGUCGCCCCGGAAGCCGUCGUCGCCGCACAGCUGGACGCGCUCAAGUGGGGAGAUUCGGAGCGCUGCCGUCGGUUCGCGUCGCCGAGGAACGUCGCGUCAUCCGUCGACGCCUCGGUUUUCCGCGAGAUGCUCGACACCCCGGCGUACGCGCCCCUGUCCGAUCCGGAGGGCACGUGCGAGGUAUCGCGGUGCGUGCAGCUGGGUUCCGACUCGUUCGCGGCGGUGGUGACGUGCCGGUCGUGGAACCACGGCGGCGGACGGGCGACGUACACAUCCUGGAACGUGAAGGGAAAGGGUGCGCCGCCGCCCAGGUAUUUCGUCUGGCUCCUGACGAGGCAGCCCGGGUCGGGGAGCGCGAGCGCGACGGAUCUGGCGGCGGCGGCGGCGCUGGGCGGGGAGCCCGGGUCGCUCGUGCUGUCCAAGUGCCCCAACGUGGACGUCUCCGGUUGCUGGCUGACGGACGCGGUGAUGCCGGCGCGGCCCCAGGAUCUCAAAAAGUUUGGCGUCUGA
Molecule: messenger RNA, 1257 nt
Organism: Micromonas commoda
Lineage: Eukaryota; Viridiplantae; Chlorophyta; Mamiellophyceae; Mamiellales; Mamiellaceae
Exons: 1
Coding region: 1-1257 (418 amino acids)
Source: RefSeq, a predicted model, not a curated record